Messenger RNA from Procambarus clarkii (red swamp crayfish), 849 nucleotides. The record is from RefSeq and is a predicted model, not a curated record. NCBI's taxonomy places the organism in Eukaryota, Metazoa, Arthropoda, Malacostraca, Decapoda, Cambaridae.
AUGAGAAUAUCCUCUAGAAUACGAGUUUACAAAUUCCUUAGUAAACACAACACGACCAAGCCAGACACAUCAACAAGCAGCACGACCAAGCCAGACACAUCAACAAGCAACACGACCAAGUCAGACACAUCAACAAGCAACACGACCAAGUCAGACACAUCAACAAGCAACACGACCAAGCCAGACACAUCAACAAGCAGCACGACCAAGCCAGACACAUCAACAAGCAACACGACCAAGUCAGACACAUCAACAAGCAACACGACCAAGCCAGACACAUCAACAAUCAGCACGACCAAGCCAGACACAUCAACAAGCAACACGACCAAGUCAGACACAUCAACAAGCAACACGACCAAGUCAGACACAUCAACAAGCAACACGACCAAGCCAGACACAUCAACAAGCAACACGACCAAGCCAGACACAUCAACAAGCAACACGACCAAGCCAGACACAUCAACAAGCAGCACGACCAAGCCAGACACAUCAACAAGCAACACGAGCAAGUCAGACACAUCAACAAGCAGCACGACCAAGCCAGACACAUCAACAAGCAACACGACCAAGCCAGACACAUCAACAAGCAACACGACCAAGCCAGACACAUCAACAAGCAACACGACCAAGCCAGACACAUCAACAAGCAACACGACCAAGCCAGACACAUCAACAAGCAACACACAUCAACAAGCCACUUACAAAGACACAUCAACAAGCAACACGACCAAGCCACACACAUCAACAAGCCACUUACAAAGACACAUCAACAAGCAACACGACCAAGCCACACACAUCAACAAGCCACUUACAAAGACACUUGACAACCAGUCACUUCUCAGCUUCUAG